This is a messenger RNA of Acanthocheilonema viteae, 3732 nucleotides long. The record is from the annotation of a GenBank genome assembly. Lineage: Eukaryota; Metazoa; Nematoda; Chromadorea; Rhabditida; Onchocercidae.
AUGGAAAGUAGUUUUGAAGUAAAAGAGGAAAGAGAAGGGAGAAAAGCUGGAGACGAUGGGAAAGAAACUGGUGCUAGAGUUCAAAAAAAACCACGUUUGGCCUUCUUUGCAUUGCUCAAUCCAAUGGCUUCAUCUUCAACAAACACUCGCGCCACAUCACCGCCAACAGUGAAUAAUGUCACAUCUCUUGAUCCUAUCCGACAAAUGCUUCUGCUUCCACCUGCUGUACGACCACCUGAAUUCGAAAAUCCUUUGGAAAAAAUUGAGCAACUGCUAACAUGCCCAAUUUGCUUGGAUCGUUACAAACAACCGAAACUGUUACCAUGCCAUCAUACAUUUUGUCUACCGUGUUUGGAUAAUUGCGUUGAUGUGGUUCGUCGGAUAUUGAAAUGUCCGGAAUGUAGAGCGGAACAUCCAGUACCGUAUGAAGGCGUCAAAAAUUUCCAAUCCAACUACACUCUUACAGGUUUUUUGGAUAUACAUUUGCAAGCGACAGACGAUAAUGCCGCUCAACUGGAAGCUUACAUUCAGAGGUAUAAUCUGGAACGAUGUAAAAUUUGCGAAGAAAAAGCUGUGUUGGACAUUUGCGCUCAUUGUGAAAAGCGAGCUUGCGGCGAUUGUCGUGCAACACAUCUAGAGAUGUUGAAGCGUGAUCUAACGAGAAUGCUCAAUCAGGUCAAACGUUUAUCAAAUCGAAUCACGGAAGCAUCUGAUGGCUUAAGUAAAGGAAUGGAACUGUUAUCACUGAAUUGUGAAACCGCAAAGGAUGAGGUCAAAGAAUAUUUCCGUCGUUAUUAUCGAGAAUUGAAAAAACGCGAAGAAAUGUUUAUCGAAGAAAUUGAAACAUUUAAUGCAACCGAAACUCGACUGAUGCGUAAUUUGCGCGAUGUACUCGAAAUCGAAAGUUCAAAUAUGAGCGAAGGCUGUGCAUAUUUGGAGGCAGCAUUGAAAGGUGAACGAGAAAUGCAGGAUUCUGAGUUGGUGAAAUUGAAAAAUGUUUUUUCGGAUGGAUUGGAGUAUUUAAGGAAUUUUCAACCUGAUGCCGAUGAACUUUUCUCAAAAAAGUUACGUUUUUCGCCUGGUGAUGAUGCUUCAAAGUUACCGACAGCUAUUGCGAGUUUUGGCGAGCUCACUGUCAUGCUACCGCAAUUUGCUGGACGCUAUCUUCCGCUGGAACAAUCCUAUCUACCACGUCCGAUGAAAAUUGGUUACGAAUCGGACAACUAUAAGUAUGCCAGUAAACGUAUGGUUGACUUGGAAGAAGGAGGUGGACGUCCCCAAAACGAUUUUCGCGGUACGGCGGGUCGUUAUGGGAUGCGUGUUAAUGCUGGUGAGGAGGAUAUGAUGUCCAUUCGAUAUCGUCGUCGACAACAGAUGGAAGAAGAAGCUUGGAAUCGACUGAGAGCGGAAAAAUUUGAUAAUUCUGGCCAAUUACUAAAUGGUAUUAGUAAUACUGGCACCUCUGGAAAUAUCGGUAGUGGCACUUGUCAUAAACCAGGAAACAGUCCAUGGAGUCGUACUGUAGUUGGAAAUGGUACUAGUCAAUCUAUUGCUACCACUAAUGCUACUACAAAAAAUGAUUUAACAACUACAACUGCAAAAACUGUCCCUGAAGAUUUAUCAGCUACUGCUAUCAAUAAUAGUUCGAGACAAAGUAGUGUCACCUCAGAUGAUAACAAUUCAGUGAAAAAAUUUCUAGUUGUUCCCAAAGGUGUGGUAUUAAAUGAAAAUCAAUCUACAACAGAAUCAGCAGUUGCCGUAGUUAAAAAUCGAUCAACAACUGAAAUUAAGCAGCCGGAUAUUAAUCAAAUAAAUAAGACUAUCGAUGAUAGCAAUACUUUAUCGCAAAACUCAAGAAAUAAUUUAAAUCGAUCACAACGAUCAUUAGAAAUAUCCGCUGAAAAUACAGCAGCAACAGCAUCACAGUGCCAUAAAUCUGACAAUCAAAGUCAUACAUCACUACCUUUACUAACGAAUAAUCAUCAAAAUGAAAGCAUCGAUGUUACUGCGGGUACCACCACAAAACAUUCGGCAGCAACACUGAAAUUUACAAAGAAACCGCCAUUACCACGACAAAUAUCAAGUGAUGACACAAGUUUAAAUGAAAAAAUUGAAAACAUCCGUACAGCUCAUGAAAUGCGUCGUGCUAAUCGGAUUCAGAAUUUAUCACCGAAAUGUUUGAUAUCUUUGAGCGGUACUACCCACAAUAGCGCUAAUAGCAGCAAUCGGGAUGCUAAUACAAGUGAUGAAAGUGAAUGCGAGAAUGAACCAAUACAGCAGAAACAGACAAGCAAUCGUUUCCGGAUUAUUUGCCGUAGUGCUUCUGAAUUCAAAGAACCGCCUGUUCAUCAGCGUUCUUCCGAUCCAACUCCUCUCUCCUCGGCAGCUCAGGAAACAUUUCUAUCGAGCGAAAGCGCUGAAGGGUCAUCACUACCGAUUCCAGUUACACAUUAUCCAGGUGAGCAGUUGCCAUCCUGGUUACUGAGACGUCGUCAACGUUAUCAACGUUCCAAGACAAAUCCUGAUCUGAUUUCCGUACUGACUGCUUUAAACGGUCAACAGAGUAAUCUGGCAAACCUAGCAUUUCCCUCUGCUGAUGCUAAUAGUAACAAUAUUAAUCCCAAUACUACUAGCCAGAUACAAUCUUCAAACAGUCGGGUCCAGCAGCUCCUUUUGGAACGCUCUAAUCGAUUGACCGGUAGCGGUCUAUUAAUGCGUCAAGAUAGCGAUACCAAUGAUACGGCGGUAGUUGCUGCUUCCUCAUCAUCAAGUCAGGAUCGCCGAUUACGAUACCGUAAACGGUCCAGUAUUGCUUUAGAUGGUGAAAGCUCCUAUGAUGGUCGUCUAUUCCAGGCUCCACGUUUCAUCUGUACUGUUGAUUAUCUGGCAAAAGCAAAACCAAAAUUGGUGUUUGGCAAAAAAGGUUCUAAAGAAGGAGAGCUUAAUUGGCCACGUGGUCUUGCCGUUUUAGGCGGUAACGAAUUUGCAGUAUGCGACAGUAGCAAUCACCGCAUUUGUAUAUUUAACACAGGUGGACGUUUGUUAAGGAUGUUCGGAAAAUAUGGCACCGGUGAUGAGCAAUUAGAUAGUGCUGCUGGGGUGUGCUAUGGUCGAUACAAACAUCUGAUUGUUUCCGACCGUUACAAUCAUCGAAUUAUGAUUUUUGAUCAAAAUGGGCAUUGCAUGAAAAAAUUUGGUGGACAUGGCCCGUCAAAUGGUCGAUUCAACAAUCCGUGGGGGGUAACGGUCGAUGAUAUGGGAAUGAUCUACGUUGUGGAUAAAGACAAUCAUCGUGUCCAAAUAUUCGAUAGCAAGGGACAAUUUGCUGGCAAAUUUGGUACAAUGGGUUCAGGAACCGGUCAAUUUCAUCAUCCACAAUUUAUUGCGGUUCAUAAACGAACCCAAAAUAUUUAUGUAACAGACAGUUCGAAUCAUCGAGUUUGCAUCUUUGAUCACAAUGGCAAUCCAAUCUUUCAAUUUGGUUCCGAAGGAUACCAAAAUGGCCAGAUGAAAUUCCCACGUGGAAUCGCUGUUGAUGAUCAGGGUUUCAUCAUCGUAGCUGACAGUGGUAACAAUCGUGUGCAAAUUUUCUAUCCGAAUGGUCGUUAUAUGCAUAGCUUUGGUACGUGGGGUAAUGCGCCGGGACAACUUAAAGGUGUUGAAGCAGUUGCACUCAUUGAUACCACAAUUGUUGUUUCCGAUCGUGAAAAUCAUCGUAUACAAUUGUUCUAG